Messenger RNA from Rotaria sordida, 2623 nucleotides. NCBI's taxonomy places the organism in Eukaryota, Metazoa, Rotifera, Eurotatoria, Philodinida, Philodinidae. The record is from the annotation of a GenBank genome assembly.
AUGCAAGUAUACCAAGAACAAGCUUGGAAUGAGUCAUUAUGUGGUUGUUUUAAUGAUCGACGUAUGUGUUGUUAUGGAUUUUGGUGUUGUUGUUGUUUAUAUGGUCAAAAUACAGCAAAAAUUGAUAAUCAUUCAACAUGUUUAACUCAUUGUUGUGUGUAUUGUUUCAUGAGUUUAUUUGGUUGUUGUUGUCUUAUUCAUACAGUUAGACGUGGACAAUUAAGAGAAAAAUAUAGUUUAGAAGAAGGUGUUUGUGGAGAUUGUUUAGUUACAUGUUGUUGUCCACCAUGUGCUAUUUGUCAAGAAGCUCGAGAAAUGAAAGUGAGAGGAUAUCCACCACCGCCAAUAAUUAUAAUCCAUCAACCUGCUGUGUCUGUAUCAAGUCUAGCUGAUAGCAGCGUAAAUAACUGAUGAAAUAGCAUAAUGAUUUUUAUAUUUUAAUAAAAGAAAAUAAUUUCAAGAAUUGAUUUUUAUCCACAUAUUACUUGAAUAUUUAAUUUUCAAGGGUAUACUAUAGUUCAAAAGGACUUUAUUGUGUAUAAUGAUAUGAGAUAGUAUUUUUCAUAUAGAGAAAAAUGAUUCUUUUAAUAUAAUGUAAUUUCAUAUGGUUAUUUUGAAAAUUUUUACAUGGAUUAAUAGAAACAUAUUAUAUUGGAUAUAUGAUGAAGAAUCUUUCUUCGAAUUCUAAUUCAUAUUUAUUCGAAAAACUUAAUAGAGAAUAUUAUUAUUUUAUCAGUCAUGUGAAAUGAGAAUACAUGAAAAAUAAAUUCAUUUUAUUGUGUUCAACUAUCAAUGCUUACAUUUACUUUUUUUUGUUUUUUUUCACAAGAUCUUUCUUAGUCAAGCAAUAGGUUGUAAGAUAUGCCUUCAUAGUUUGUAACAAAUUUUUCUGAAAUAUCAAGUAAAAUAAUUCUUUGAUUGACAAUAAGAAUUAAUUUAUAAUGUAUAGACUUUUCGUUCAAAGAAAAAUUUCGAAAUGAAUCAAAUGUUUUUUUGUACGAAAAGAGAUAGUGCACAACUCCAUCAAACAUGAUCAUCUUUUUGAAAAUCUUGAUUCCUAUAUUCUUUUUUGUUUCAAAUCAAAGAACAUCCUUUAAAAACCUUUGAAUCUAAAUUUUCGUUUAUUCUAGCUCACAUCCGAAAGAUUAUCAAGUCAAUACCAGAUACAGAACUCUAACGAACUUUUUCGAAAAAAAAAAUUUUUCUUUUGCUGAACUUGGCUAGGCAGUAUUGGGUUAUUUAUGUGAAACAUGAUCUAAAAAGGCAUGCUGAAGUGUAGAGGGUAAAAAUUUGAAUCCACUGCCUUCUACAAACUGUGAUAGAUUCCUCGGCGACUCAUCAUAAAUCAUGGUUGCAAGAUCAAAAAGUUAUAAAUCAGAAUUUUGGCAAUGAAAAUUCGAAAAUUUUUUUAUGCCAGUUUUGGAAAAAACUCGGAAAGUAGUUAAUUGACGUUUAAAUACAUAUGUUGACUCUUUCUAUUGAAAUAUAUUUUGUUCUAUUAGCUAGCAUUUUAUAUGAAAAUUGUUAGCAAUAUAAUUUUAUUUUACUUCUUCAAUCUCGGUUAUAUUCGUAUUCGAAUCUUCGAACUCGUCAUUCAUGUUUGAAUCGAAUUCAAUUUAACACAUUAGAAUUAUCAUAUGAAAGGGUUCCUUCUUAAACUUAAAACUCAGCUUAUAUUAGCAAAAUUAUUUAUUCAACUAGCUUCUUUUAAUUACAUAAUCUGUUUAGUUUAGUUCGGAAAGGUUUUAGAUUCAAAAGAGCAUGUACUAUUAGUAGUAUCAAAGCUGUGUACUAUAUCAUGAUUACAUUAGCAUAAUAACGAUGCAUUAAUUACUGGAAAGAGUUAACUUCGAAGUCAUAAUCAAACUUAUAAAAGCUCGAAUUUAGCAAAGCACAACAGCUCGGAAAAAAAAAUUUGGAAACAUCUCGAAAUUCAGAAAGUCAGAAAAAAUGUAAAAACUAGGAAUUUUUCCUGUCAUUGCGGAGAUCUGGCAACUCUGUCACAGAUAGUAACAAACACUCUGGUGCUUAUCAAAGACUGUGAUAGAUACCGUAGUAACCGAUCACAGGCUUUGAUGGGCACUUUGGCAAUUCUCUCUGUGACAGUGUGAAUAACAGCUAUAUCGUGGUUCACAUUUUAAUCUUACAGAGAUUGUUCUAAUAGCUUUUUCCAAAGUGAUACAUCAGAAUCUAUUCGACUGAUAUCUCAUUCGAUAGAGUGCAUUUCGCUCUAUCUUCUCGACAAAUCCUAAUAGUAUAUAAGCAUACCAAACUCGAAACUAAUACCAAUUUCAAAAAAAGAGAAAAAGUGUGAGUAUUUUUUGAAUAACUUUUGAUAGAAACUAUAUAGAGAACUAUGAUUUUCAUCAUUUGAAAGAAGAAGCUGUGUCACUGUAUAGUUCCAUAUAGCAUUCAACAAUAUGGGUUCAUAAUUCAAUAAUCAAUCAGUGGUCUUCGGGAAAAGACUGAAAGCUGUAUGAUGAUUGCAUUGAGUUUCUAAUAUAAUGAGUGCGAUAGAUCCGCCAACUCAAGCUCUACAAAUCUACGCAAGUCGGAUCUUUCUAUGUUGUUUACUUUAAAAGUUAUGCACAUUCUAAUAAUGACGAUGCCACCUCCAUAUCAG